AUGAAUCCUUUAUUAGAAUAUAAAAGAAUUAAAGAAGCUCUUUCAAAUUCUAGCAAUAAAAAUUCUUUUCAUCAAAAAAAAGAUAUAAUUAUCAACAAGGAUAAGAACAACAUUGUUAGAGACCAAAAAAUAAUUGAAAAUAAGUAUAAUAAGCCUUUAAAACAUGAGAAUAAUAAAUUCAAAAGAGAUAAUAUAGAAUAUAUUAAAUAUAAAAAAAAAGACUUUGUUAUAAAUAAAGAACAUACAAGAAAAAGUGAUGAAGAAGAAGAAUAUAAUCUUUUGAUUCCUGAGGAUGAUACAAUUAACAAAAAUAAAAUUAAUCAAAUUAAAUAUGAAUAUUGUUAUAUUUGUGAUACUGCCAAGCCUUGUGAAUGUCUAGAUAAUUAUUGUCCCUACGAAGAUAAUAAUUGGAAGUGCAGAACACUCAAGUCAAAUGUUCACUCCAACUUAAAAGAAAUAUCAAAUAUUAUAGAAAAUAUUCAGACGAGCAAAAGGAAAAACGAAAAUCCUAUAAAAGCCAUCACUAAAAAAAAUACAAUAAAAAAUAAUCAAACUAUUAUGAAAUAUAAAGAUAAGAACAAGGAAAUUAAUAAACCUAUGAGUGCAUAUGAAAAAUUUUAUCUCGAAAAGAUGAAAGUAGUAAAACAUAAAUUGAAUGAUGUAAAAAAUAAGAGUGACGAAAAUUGGGAUGUCAAUAAAGAGUUAGAUAAAUAUUUAAAUGAAGUAAUAAAUGUGAAAUAUGAAGAGAUAUGCAACAUAUUUCAAAAAAGACUAGAUGCACUAAAAGACAUAGAAAAGAAGCAUUUAAAUUUAUUAGUCAACUUGUUUGAUGAGCAUAAAGAAAUGGAGGAUGUAACUUUACCCAUGAUAAAUGAAAAAUAA
This is a messenger RNA of Plasmodium adleri (nom. inval.), 882 nucleotides long. RefSeq names its product conserved Plasmodium protein, unknown function. NCBI's taxonomy places the organism in Eukaryota, Apicomplexa, Aconoidasida, Haemosporida, Plasmodiidae. The record is from RefSeq and is a predicted model, not a curated record. The transcript has 11 exons. The coding region runs from base 1 to 882 and encodes 293 amino acids.